AUGUCGCGCUUCUCCAGUUUUGAUGGGUUAAGCUUGUUGGAUUCUCUAGUUCCUCCUGAUGCGCAUAACAUAGAGGUUUCUCUAGGGGUUUCAAAAUCACUUGGGAAGGGUAAAUACUCGGUAUUUUGUUUAUAUGCUAACCAGUUCCGUGAUCUUCGAGAGCGGUGCUGCCCUUCAGAGCUUGAUUAUAUUGCUUCCCUUAGCCGAUGCAGAAAUUGGGAUGCCAAAGGAGGGAAGAGCAAGUCCUUUUUUGCUAAAACACUUGAUGAUAGGUUUAUUAUAAAAGAAAUCAAGAACACAGAAUAUGAAUCAUUUCAGAAGUUUGCUUUACAUUAUUUCAAGUACAUGAACCAAUCAUUUGAGUCGGGAAGCCAAACUUGCCUUGCUAAAGUUCUUGGGAUUUAUCAGGUAAUAGUAAGACAGCCUAAAACAGGGAAAGAGACGAGACAUGAUCUUAUGGUGAUGGAGAAUCUUACCUUUGGUAGAAAUAUUACUCGCCAGUAUGAUCUUAAAGGGGCCUUGCAUGCUCGAUUCAAUUCUGCUGCUGAGGGUUCUGGAGAUGUUCUUUUGGAUCAGAACUUUGUCAAUGACAUGAAUUCCUCUCCAUUAUAUGUUAGUAAUCAAGCCAAGCGUCUCUUGCAACGGGCUGUAUGGAAUGACACAACUUUCCUCAACUCAAACAAUGUAAUGGAUUAUUCUUUACUUGUUGGGGUGGAUACGGAGCGGCGGGAGCUUGUAUGUGGGAUCAUUGAUUAUCUCAGGCAGUAUACUUGGGACAAACAACUGGAGACAUGGGUUAAGUCUUCAUUGGUUGUUCCUAAGAAUUUGUUGCCAACUGUAAUUUCUCCCAGGGAAUAUAAGAAAAGAUUCAGAAAGUUCAUGUCAACUUACUUUUUGAGUGUCCCUGAUCACUGGUGUUCACAGGGAACCUCUGACCCUUGCCAACUGUGUGGCACCCCAAAUGAUGCCUGGUCUCAACCCAAGUCCCUAAAUGGUAUUUCUGCCUAGUUCUCGUAUUCCUUGUUUCACAUUUUUUAUUUGAAUUAGCCCUCAUUUUUUAUAGCCAGUUGAAAAAUGCUGUGUAUAUGUAUAUAUACCCAACCCCAUUAUAAUGCAAUUUUUAGCAAAUUUGUGGGGAUAGUUUCAACUAGCAUUCAUCUUAUGUUCAUAAUUUUGUAUGGUCGAGUGAGAAUGUAAAGACCCGAGGUUAUUGGAAGAUUGAUAAUGUAAAAUCAAUUUAAAGUUUCAGCUACCAA
This is a messenger RNA of Gossypium raimondii (Peruvian cotton), 1256 nucleotides long. Its product is annotated as putative 1-phosphatidylinositol-3-phosphate 5-kinase FAB1D. The transcript has 3 exons. Gene Ontology annotation, molecular function: 1-phosphatidylinositol-3-phosphate 5-kinase activity. The record is from RefSeq and is a predicted model, not a curated record. Gene Ontology annotation, biological process: phosphatidylinositol phosphate biosynthetic process. Gene Ontology annotation, cellular component: endosome membrane. Bases 1 to 1008 code for a protein of 335 amino acids. NCBI's taxonomy places the organism in Eukaryota, Viridiplantae, Streptophyta, Magnoliopsida, Malvales, Malvaceae.